This is a messenger RNA of Physella acuta, 4104 nucleotides long. RefSeq lists its product as uncharacterized. Lineage: Eukaryota; Metazoa; Mollusca; Gastropoda; Physidae. The record is from RefSeq and is a predicted model, not a curated record.
CCAAAGUCAAAAUAUAUUCGACGAGGAUUUAACCGUUUGAUAAAAUGUAGAUAGUGUGUUUUGUAUAUUUAAAAGGAACUUUUAGUUUAAAGAAAAGUGUAUUUCGGAGAAUUUUGAACUUUCGUUAUUUCUGUGUGUUUUUAUUUUGGAGUAGGAUAGUCAAGUAAAACAAACACAAUUAUGACUCAUCUUGAGAUGAGGACUCUGGAUAUGCACUACGACCCAGACGAGACGGAAAUGUCUGCCCAGGAGCGCCUGCUCUACAACAACAACUACAACAGCAACCACCACCACCUGCAGAUGAACGGCGACGAGGAGCCGCACUACCAGCUGCCCUACGCCCACCUGCACCAGAGCCCGUACCUGCACCAUCAGCAGCAGCUACAGCAGCAGCAGGGGUCCUAUAGCAGCGACGACCACUCCAGCAUCUACAACCCUCGCCACAUCAACGGCCACGGGAUCACCUACCCGCAGGGUACGCUUCAAGACAAAUACAGUGUUGCGUAUCCUGUAAGGGACGAUAACCUCGGCCGGCGAGGCAACCGCCCCACGGGGUCGGGGAUCGUGUACCGCCCUCGGAGAAAGCUCUGGUGGGUGGCGGCCCUGCUCGUUCUUUUACUUUUAGUCAUCGCCGGCGCCGUGGUCAUCGCCGUGUACUUCACCGUUCUGAAAAAAGAGCCGGUGCCGGCUACGGUCGUAGACAAUGGGGCCUCAGUGAGCAAAAAUAAAAGCACGCCUCGGCAAAACGUCAAUUCCCGAGUCGACGGUUCUGAUACUGUGACUCAACAGCCCCCGUAUAACAUUCCAUACACCUCGCCUUAUCAGCCGUCGCGUUUCGUCCCGGACGUCAACGACAUCAAAAUUCAGAAAUUCGAUGCGUAUUGGAACCCUGGAGACUCGCGUCUUUUCACGGCGGUGUUGACCAACGGAACGAUGAUACAAGCUUUCGGCGCUAAAAGAAGCGACGGUCGCAUCAAGUCCUUGUACUCUCUGGGUCUAUCAAACAUGGGCGGCGCCAUGAAGUUAAUACGAUUUCUCGAGCAGAGGAACUUCGCCUCUGUUGUACUGGCAAACGGAGUAAUCGUCAACUACGACUGGGCGGCCAGCGGUAUCGACAUGGAGGUUAAAGUUUACGAGCCUUACACCGAGAAGACAAAAGGUCCGAUAUCUCAUCUGACUCACGUCGAAAUCGGUUUUCGAUCCUACCUCCUACGACAAGUGAGUAAAGUAAUGGCGGAUAUCAAAGAACUGAAGCACGACCCUAACACAGGAAGUCGACCCGGGAGUGCUAAAUGCUUCACACGUUAUCCACUCAAAGUGUCGAAAGGCGGCGGUAAUCUUAUCUACGAAGGGGCGUUUGUUUUGGGCGAGAUUUCCGGUAUCGACAAGCCAAUGGCCGCGCUGCCUUGGCCGAAAGAACCAGAACCAUGUUACGAGAACCUCGACGCCAAAGUCCAACCCAACUACUACCUCCCACUUCCGGGGGAAGUUGAGAACGAGAAGAGCGUCCAAGACGCGUACACGGCAUCGUCUGCUGAAAUGUUCACCAAACUCUGCUUGACCAUCAACGACCACGUGAAAACCGAGUACCACACGCUCUGCUCAGAUAUGGCAGUCAAAGUCAGGAACAGCCUCAACCAUUCUCAACUUCACGACAUCGUCUACGAAAGCUGCACCUCCAUUCUCAAUGCUCUUCACCUCGCGUGCUUUUCCAUCACCAGAAUCUCCGCCGCUGAUAACAUGCCGACGCUGGAUCCUAUCGGACUUAUACGUAGCUUUGAAAGGAGACUGUCCAACAGUUUUCAAACCGAGGUCCCAAGUUCAGUGGAUAUCAAAGCACACGCAUUCUGUCCUUCUUCCCUCCCCACAUCCUCCUUCCAAAACACCGUCGACAUCAUCAACAACCGCGGCGCCGUCAUCGCAGACAUGAUCAACAUCAACUGCCCGGACUACCCGGAAGUCACCAAAGUCGAUGUGUUUCACCUUCUAGCCAAAUCCGACCAAUCCCCGAGCUACGACCUCGUCCGGCAUAAAAUCGCCGUCUGCUCGACCUGCGCGUUCGAGAAGUCCAUCUCCCUUGUGGUCAUCGACGAGUUCAUGAUGUGCAACGACACCUGCAGCCACACGAACGUCCGAGAGAAGCGGAUUGACCAGCUUCUGUCCGAGGAGAAGACGUUCUCCGUGGUGGACGCCGUCUACUGCCACAACUUCCUCACCGACCUGGACAUGAGCCUGGAGAGCCCCAUCAGAAGCAACUGCCUGGGGAACUGCUUCUCGCACAUGCAGGUCAGGCUACAGAUCCGCGACCCCAAGACCAACGUCCUCUUCUACGACCAGACUGUUGGAUGCAACGAGAACAAGAACUUCAUGUGUAUAAAUAAAUUUGGGGCUUAAAAUAUAAAAAAAUCAACAAAAAAAACCCACCUCAAACGGAUGCAAGUUUUAUUUUAAAUCGUAAAAUUAUCCAACCGGAAGUGAUGUCACGAAAUGACAUGGCAGCAGAUGAAAUGCAUUAUUCUUCAUUGUCAUAUGAAUGAUUCCUAUUUUUGGAUGUAAAGUGAGAAAAUAAGAAACAAAAGCCCAUUGUCUGUUUAUUUGGGCUUUACUGUAACAGUGUCUUCACGCACGCUGUAUUUCCUCAGGUACCUCAAGGGUCAUUUGGGUCUAAAUCCUGGACAAUAUUGACCGAACAAUUUGCGCCAGUCGUGUCUAAAUGAUGGACAAUGUUGACCAAACGACUAACGUCAGUUGAGUCUAAAUCUUGGACAAAGCUGACCGUGCAACAACGGCUAUUGAAUGGACAGAGUUGACAGUUCUGGUCAGUAAGGAAAUCUCGAAGAGUGUUCAGUAAAUCUGAUCCGAAAAGGCUGCUUUUUCACAUUGAUACAUUCUUAGAUGUCAUAUUGACAUCAGGGAAAUAUGUCAGGAAUCAAGGACAUUACAGACCCUUGUCAAUUGACACUACUAAAAGUAGACAAUUGUCAUUCCUGUCAUCACGCAAACAUCAGUUAUGACAUACUUGAAUGACAGCAUAUGUCAGUCAAAUGCCAAUCAUGUUCCUGUAACAGUGUAAGGACGUUUGGUCUUGGAGAAAGUAGAAAAUAAAACUAUAACCGUAGCAUAACGGGACAGAUAACUAGUGUUUACAAAACUUGAUUCUGGUAACCAUGGACACGCACAGUUGCUGGUCACAGGCAAGAAAAUCGUAAACAACCAAUUCUAACAUUCUCAAUCUGAAGACUUCUGCAAGCUCUUUUCAGAUCAUCUUAGAUGGUUACACAAAGCUGUGGAUUACACUAUGUAAUAACUUAUGCAAGUUUGUGUUUCAUUCAGUGUGAGGAUUAUUAUGUAGCAGUGGUACCAUGCAAAUUGUAGAGAUGUUGCUGUUGUAGUUUAGUGAAUAGUGAAUCACGUUGUAUAAUGGUUCGACAUUUUCUGAUAAAAACUAAUUUGUAUAAUUUUGGAGUGUUUAAAAACAAUAUAGCUAAAUUAUUUCUGAAAAUAUGGAUUAUUAAUUAUUACUUAUAAGUGUUAUGGUUCGUUGGAUUCACUGAUUAAUGGAUACACGAAAGGACAUACACAACAUGGGAUAUAAAACUGCUUCUGGAUUAUACGUUUUCCUGCCCAUGGAUUAUGUGUUGUUGUAGUGUCACUCACUGCAAGACAAAAUUUAUUUGAGGCCAUGGUGUUGCAAGAUUGAGAACCUCUAAUACUAGGGACUAAUGUAACCCUAUUUAUAGACUGUAUAGUUUUUGUGUAGGAUGCAGUUAAUAAAGAAACAAACCACAAGAAUGUAGAGCAUCUACCAGUUGUCACUUCAUAAUGUAAACAUUUGGUUGUUGGCCUUUGAAGGAUUUACACUAGGAGCAUUGUCUUAUCAUAAAUAAAUAAACAUACUUAGAUUUUUAUUAUAACAUUAAAACAUAUAUGCAUUGCAUUUAAAAAAAAAAUAGCAACAUAUUAAGUAAGAAAGUAUUUUGGUUGUCAAUGUAUGCUUCUGUAGAGAUGUGAUUUUGUCCAAUAUAAAGAAGUAAAAUAUUGAAAAUAGACAUUUUAAUUCUAUGAUGAAUGGUCAUUCAAUAUCAAAUUGUGUUUUUUAUCGUA